This is a messenger RNA of Lodderomyces beijingensis, 1032 nucleotides long. NCBI's taxonomy places the organism in Eukaryota, Fungi, Ascomycota, Pichiomycetes, Serinales, Debaryomycetaceae. The record is from the annotation of a GenBank genome assembly.
AUGCCUAAGGCUCCCAAUGACCGACCUAAAAUUGAAGUUUCUCCACUUUCUCAACAAGCAGCCCCUCGUGCUUCCAAAGAAACUGCAGACGCAGUGAACGCUGCUAUAUCUUUCUUUCGGCGCUACUCAAGGCACAUACAAGAGCGCAACGUGGAUCCACGGUUCAUCUGGUUUUUAGGUGAGGAAACCGUUGUGACCAACAAGUUGAAACGCCCCGAUGCCCCGCCGCGACUAUCUACAAUUUCAGACCCGCUCAUGAUCAAUCUGGAAGAAGAGGGUGAUGUUGAUGAUGACGACAUUGAGGAUGAGGCUGCUGCCAAGCGACGCAGGAGGAAACGACGCAAAGCGCAGUUGCCUCUUCUGAGUCUAGAAAACCACAAUCGAGAAGCUUGCAAAUUGCAAAUCCUAGAUGUGGUCUCCGCCACGGGCAGCUACUUGACAUGGCCCACGAUAAGCAUGAAAACCAAAUCACGCCAAGGGGCAGAGGUCAUCACUGAAGACUAUGAAAGUUUUCAAGUCACGGAAGACCCCUUCAAACUUUGGCUUGAGAAAAUCUAUAUCCCGGAAACGAACCCGGCACCGGGACAAGAGCGCUUACUCAUUCUAUGCCAUAAGAAUUUGAUCCUAGCUGAACUGGCGAAGGACAUCGCCGACCUAUGCGAAAAGAGCAAGAUAUCACUCAUGUUUCUCCCCGCGGACAACACCGAUCGAUUCCAGCGUUUGGACAUUUGCGCUUUCGCCACGAUGAAACCGCCAUUUGAAAUCGAGCUGGGCGUCAAGUGGACUGCAGAACAACUUAAACUCGUGCCCACGGAGAUGUUUUGCAACUGGUAUCAGGAUGCGCGCGACGUGGCGAUCGCGGAAAGGUUCACGCCUCCUAUCUGGAUGAACUUUGGGUUGUAUCCUCCCGAUGAAACGAAGUUCAUGAGGAGUAUCCUUUGCGAGUCGAUUGUACGUGCUUUUGAUAUUUAUCAAGCCAAAAAGAGAAUAAAAGAGGAGGCACAAUUAACUAAGCUCAAUGCGAUGAAAUGA